This is a messenger RNA of Rhopalosiphum maidis (corn leaf aphid), 951 nucleotides long. RefSeq names its product piggyBac transposable element-derived protein 4-like. The coding region runs from base 1 to 951 and encodes 316 amino acids. Lineage: Eukaryota; Metazoa; Arthropoda; Insecta; Hemiptera; Aphididae. The record is from RefSeq and is a predicted model, not a curated record. The transcript has a single exon.
AUGUACAUGCCAAAUAAACCUGCAAAAUACGGGAUAAAAUUAAUGUGCCUAACCGAUUCCCGAACUCAUUAUUUACAUAAUGCAUAUAUUUAUGCUGGUCAAAACACUGAUGGAAUUACACUAGACCCGGUGGAAAGAAAGUUUCCAAAACCUACUCAGGCAGUUUUGAGAUUGUCGAAACUAAUAGAAGGGACAAAUCGAAAUAUCACAGCAGAUAAUUGGUUUAGUUCCAUUGAACUAGUCGAACAUUUAAAAAAAAGGGUGUUAACGUAUGUUGGCACUCUAAGGAAAAAUAAGAGAGAAAUACCACCAGAAUUUCUACCAAAAAAAAAAAGUAUCGUAGGUACAACGACAUACGGGUUUACUAAAGAUUUAACACUUAUGUCGCACGUGACUAAACCUAGUAAAGCAAUUAUAUUAAUAUCUUCUAUGCACCAUCUAAAAGAAUUUGAUGAAGAUGUACAAAAGCCAGAAAUUAUUUCAUAUUACAAUAGAACUAAGGGAGGUGUGGAUUCAUUAGAUGAAAAAUGUUCGGUGUACUGUACCGGUCGUCGUACUCGCCGAUGGCCAUUGGCAAUAUUUUAUCGUCUUUUAGAUAUCUCUAGUGUAAACUCAUUUGUCUUACACAAUUCAUUUAAAAAUAACCCUAUAUUAUCAAGAUCUGAUUUUAUGAAAAAACUUGCGUUUGAGCUAGUGAAGCCUGAAUUAGAACGAAGAUACGAAAAUAGUUGCAUUUUGCGAGACAUAAGAUUUAGUAUAGGAAGAGUUCUAGGAAUGAGAAAAAAUCUAAAAGACACGCCAUUAUAUGAAGGUAAAUUGAAAAAACAAAAAACUUGCCGCAUAUGUCCACCUAAACUAAAAAGGAAAACGACAUUCCAAUGCUACCUUUGUGGAGACCCCAUAUGUCUACAAUGCUGUAAAACAGUUUGUUCAAAAUGUAUGGGAUGCUAA